UCCCAUUCCCAUUCCCAUUCCACUUCCAUUUCCAUUUCGUCCCGUCCCCAUUCAUUCAUUCGUUACCAGAGAGACGAGACGACGACUACGGGGAGCGAGGGGCAGAGUUCGGAUCUCUAUUCCGGAGAUUUUUGUCUAGUUGGUGGUGAAGGAGGAUGCUGAGGGCUGUGGCGAGGUGCUGCGGGCACUGGCCGCCGGGCGCGGCGGCGGCGGACGGCAUGCUCUGGCAGACGGAGCUGCGGCCGCACGCGGCGGGGGAGUUCUCCAUGGCCGCCGCGCAGGCCAACCUCGUCAUGGAGGACCAGGCGCAGGUGCUCGCCUCCCCCUCCGCCACGCUCGUCGGCGUCUACGACGGCCACGGCGGCCCCGACGCCUCCCGCUUCCUCCGCUCCGCCCUCUUCCCCCACGUCCAACGCUUCGCCAGGGAGCAGGGGGGCGUGACCGCGGAGGCGAUCCGGAGGGCGUUCGGCGCGGCGGAGGAGGACUUCCUGCACGAGGUCCGCCAGGCCUGGCCCAAGCGCCCGCGGAUGGCCGCCGUCGGCUCCUGCUGCCUGCUCGGGGCCAUCGCGGGGGACACGCUCUACGUCGCCAACCUCGGCGACUCCCGCGCCGUCCUCGGCCGCCGCGUCGUCGGCGGCGGGGUGGCCGUCGCCGAGCGCCUCUCCACCGACCACAACGUCGCCUCCGAGGAGGUCCGGAUGGAGGUCUCCUCGCACAACCCGGACGACGCGCAGAUCGUGGUGCACACCAGGGGGGCCUGGAGGAUCAAGGGGAUAAUUCAGGUGUCAAGAUCCAUUGGUGAUGUAUACUUGAAGAAACCGGAGUAUAGCUUGGACCCAUUAUUUCGGCAGAUCGGCCCUGUUAUUGCAUUGAAGAGGCCUGCUCUUAGCGCUGAACCACAAAUCCAUGUUCGCAAGCUCAAACCAAACGAUCAGUUUAUAAUAUUUGCCUCGGACGGUCUUUGGGAGCAUCUCAGCGAUGAUGAUGCUGUGCAAAUUGUCUUCAAGAACCCAAGAACGGGUAUAGCAAACCGAUUAGUGCGGUCCGCCUUGAAGGAGGCCACGAAGAAGAGAGAGAUCAGUGUGCAUGACCUGAGGACGAUAGAGCGGGGCGUGCGGCGCCAUUUCCACGACGACAUCAGCGUCGUCGUGGUGUACCUCGACCGGCACCGCGGUCGCCGUCAGACCAGGGUGGUGGACUCCAGCAGCAACUGCACCAGCGCCCCCGUCGACAUCUACUCCUCCUCCAGCUCCAUCCAGUCGGUGCAGCCACGUCAGGCUUACCGUGACUCCGGUUAAUAGACCAGAUAAGACGGGACUCCGGUUAGUAGACCAGAUAAGACGGGCAGCAGAAGCUCAGACUAUAUGAUCAUGGUGGUAAACGGUGGUAGGGUUGCAGAUCAGCAACGCAGACUGCAACCCGCAAGCUGCAGUGGCAGCGUCCGAAAGAGAUGCGCGGAAUGUACAUAAGUAGUGCGGGCGCGUGGAACUUUUGUCUGAAGAGAUGAUUUUUUCGUAUGUAAUUGCAGAAUUUGACUCUCUUUUUUCGUUUAUCUCUGCUUAGCCAGCAGUUAACCCGUGAACUAGAACGGUGGCAGUAUAUAUAUGAUACUGAAAUUUAGAAAA
Triticum aestivum (bread wheat) is the source of this 1625-nucleotide messenger RNA. Its product is annotated as probable protein phosphatase 2C 34. Bases 156 to 1298 code for a protein of 380 amino acids. NCBI's taxonomy places the organism in Eukaryota, Viridiplantae, Streptophyta, Magnoliopsida, Poales, Poaceae. Gene Ontology annotation, molecular function: cation binding; protein serine/threonine phosphatase activity. Gene Ontology annotation, biological process: protein dephosphorylation. The record is from RefSeq and is a predicted model, not a curated record. The transcript has 4 exons.